AAAGACACUUCACACGUUACUCUGUAACACACUCUUCAAGCGCGCGCGCACUCUCUCACACCACACACACUUACAGCGAGAUAGAGAAAGAGGCUUCAUCUUUGUUAAUAUUCUUCAACAAACACUCGUCGGAGGAUGAAACUGCUCCUGCUCCUUGUUAUCUCCUGCCUCGCCUUACAUAACGGGAAAGGAGUGCCAACCAAAGCCUCGUACCAGUUUGUGAGAUGUAACCCCAACGGCGACCAGGCCAACUGUGUUACUUACCAAAGUCCAGAGAUGCCAUGGAGUCAAGAGCUGCCAGCCAAGCUGCCGGCAUCGACUGCACAGUAUCUAAAGGCAGAAACUGUGAAGGAUGAACAUGCACCAGAGAACAAGGAAGACAAGAUGGGAGUGGAGGAGGAAAGCUCUGGAUAUUAUGAAGGCUCUGCAUUUGAAGUUCCAUUAAACAGAGAUCAGGGUUUUGUGGCCACUGAAAGUGACCCAGGCUCUGGGGAGUCAUGGACAGACAUGGAUCUAAACAAAGGUGUGCAUACAAUGGACCUGAGGUGGUUGCUUCGCCUCAAAUCCAAGGCCGGUGAGGACAAACCAGCAGAGCAGGAACUGAGAGAAGACAACCUUCUGCAGCUGUAGGCCCCAACCCCUGAUCACUCACACACACACACACACACACACGCACACAAACAAGGAGAGCAUCCAUUUUAUUUCAAUCUUGUCUAUUUAAUCAGCAAAAGCAAGGAUUGCAUCACCACCUGGUGGUGGGAAAAUUUGGCUGGGCAGAGACUCUUCAAGGCUAAAUGUAAUUCUGUAUUCUCAGCGCUACCAUGGUUAACAAUAUAAAAAGCAUCUGCCAAAAGUAAAAUAAUGGUAGACAUCAAUCAGACAUACUGUGUCCCAUAUAGUUCAAGUGGACAGUGGCCUGUGGCUUUCUUUUGUAAAUUGGAAUAGGUUUUUUUUAAUAUAACAUUUUAAAUAUUAAUUUUAAAUGAUUGUAAUACCAGUGCAAUAAGAUGACACCUUUAUCAAUGCAUCGCUUAAUCUAUGCAGAUGUGUAUCACACACUUGUUUAUAUAUUAUCUGAUCUCUUUUGGCUCAAAUAUUGUGACACUUAACAUUAGGGGAGUUUUGCAGACCUGUCUCGGGAACUUCCUGGUCUGCAAAAGUUCAACAGAAGGUGUCUUGUAAAAACCCAAACCCCUCAGGAUUAACCACUGUGAGCUGGAACAUAUGCAAGAAAUAUCUUAUCGUGUACAUGUAUUCAUUUCAACAUGCUCAGUGUUGUAUGGUUUGUAAGACUUCUUUUAAUAAAGAUUUACAACAGUA
Molecule: messenger RNA, 1320 nt
Organism: Solea senegalensis (Senegalese sole)
Lineage: Eukaryota; Metazoa; Chordata; Actinopteri; Pleuronectiformes; Soleidae
Gene: srgn
Product: serglycin
Exons: 4
Coding region: 136-630 (164 amino acids)
Source: RefSeq, a predicted model, not a curated record